Molecule: messenger RNA, 4071 nt
Organism: Paraglomus occultum
Lineage: Eukaryota; Fungi; Glomeromycota; Glomeromycetes; Paraglomerales; Paraglomeraceae
Source: the annotation of a GenBank genome assembly
AUGCCCCAUGUAUUAGAAGAUGACGGUCCAAUAAGUCUUCCAAAAUCAGAUCGAGGUGAACAUGCCCGCGGCGGCCGAGCAUCCUCCAUAUUAAAUUUCGUAUUGUUCGGGGGGUCAGAAGACGACGACGAUUUUGACACUCUCAAAGUACACGAGCGGACCACGAGCGAAGAUACAGGCCGUCAACGAAUAAACAAAACACGUUCAUUUUCCACUUCAACUGCUCUAGAUCAAAACCACAAGGGAAAAGAGCGAAGUUCUGCAUCGCCAAGUUUGAAGCCUACCAUGAAAGGACGAUUACGAUCUUUUUCAUUUUCAAAGAGGAAUGAGUCAUCGCCUGAUUUAUCACAAUUAAAUGCAAAUGGCGAAUCGAGUAGUAAAGGACAAUCAGAUGCAAAUAAUUAUUUACAUGCACUGCAAUCACAACGCCGUUUGUCAGGACAUAAUUUUAAUCGAGGCUCCGAGCCAUCUAGCCCCACGCAGCCGGUUGGCCCGCAUGGUAUUCCUUGGAUCAAACCCAAAAAGCCUCGUCGUAUGAGCGUUGCGAGUCUCUUUUCACUUAAUAGGGAUAAGAAGCAUGCCGCUUCUUUACCAUCACCUAAACUAUACCCACACAUUGAAAACGAGCAGGAUUGUAACCCCAAGUUUCCGACUGGACGCCGUGCGUCAUACGCAGACAAUAAUUUUGAUAUGUUGUUUCCUGAGGACAGCCGCUUCUCAUCUGGAGAUAGUGACACUAGUGACGGUACAUCUCGUCUAGGCGAAUCCGACAGAGAAGAAUCCACUGUUGAUGGAUAUUCGAUGGGUCGUGUAAUAGCAGCAGCAUCCAAAGACUUUGUAUCUGAUAUAUCUCACAAACUUCAUCCACACAGAGGUAGUCUACCUUCUAGAAAUGAAUAUACGAGACCAAAGUCAGAAGCGGGAUCCUUGAGAAGUACAAAGUCGGCCCCGCCUAUGGCAACGAGUUUGUAUUACCCGGAAUCAAUUGGACUGCUGUCACCUAAUCAGAAUACGUUAAUGGAGUUUUUAUAUGACUUUCAGUCAAGGAUAUAUUGUUGCUAUCGAAAGGAAUUUCCGCCGAUUGAACCUGCAUUUCAUACGUCAGACACUGGCUGGGGAUGUAUGCAUAGAACGGGACAGAGUUUACUGGCACAGGGAUUUCUGAUAGUGUUGCUUGGACGUGGUUGGCGAUUGCAUCAUCAUCAACCGCCUGCAGACGUGGUGACAUACCGAAAAAUUAUUCGUUGGUUUUUGGACGGACCUGAUCCUGAACAAUACUACUCGAUACACAAUAUCGCCAGAAUGGGAAUGAAACUAGACAAAAAAAUUGGUGAAUGGUUUGGACCUUCUACAGUGGCACACGCAUUAAAGCGAUUAUCUCUUCAGCAUAGAGAAUGUCCGUUAGCAAUCCAUAUAGCAUCCGAUAAUUCUAUAUAUCGAAAUGAAGUAUUAUCAUUAGCAUACGGUGAAUUGGAUACAUAUCCAUUUACGGGACAGAAAACAUGGAAACCAGUGCUUAUUAUGAUACCGAUUAGGCUCGGUACAGAUAAACUUAAUGCAAACUACUCGCAGAACUUGAAGGCAUUAUUUACCUUUCCGCAAUUUCUUGGAAUUGCUGGUGGGCGGCCUUGCCGAUCAUUAUACUUUGUUGCUAUACAAGACAACGAGCUGCUAUACUUAGAUCCUCACUUUGUUCGACCGGCACUCAAUCUUGACGCUUGCCAAGAAUGCCCGAUCGAGGACUAUCAUUCAACAAUAGUAAGGGCGAUGGAUAUAUCUGAAAUGGAUCCAUCCAUGUUGCUUGGGUUUAUCUGCCAAAGCGAACAAGAAUUUAAUGAUUUCUGUGAUCGAGUAGAAAGGGACAUGGAUUCACGAUUUCCCUUCUUUACGGUAAUGGACGCAAGCCUGCCUCCUGGUGCAUGGACAUCAUCUCGUCGACUGAGCGACGUAUCGUCUUCAGUGUCAGAGAUUGAAUCGGACUUUGUAGAAGACAUUAAAGACAUUACAGAUAAUAGAGUAUCUACACCUAAAGAUUUUGCUGAGAUUAUUAGUACAGAAGAUGAUACCGUUAAUGUGUCGAGAGAAGAUGUCGAAGAGCAAGAGAGUCUGCAUAUGGACUGUGUAGAAGAAGAUUUGGGAAUAGAUGAGAGGAUGUUAUCAGCACGGAGACACCCGCUUAAAAAUAUAGCACAUACAUUCUCGUCGGUAUCGGUUGCCUUUGGAGGAAAGGUCACUUUACACAAAACAAAUAUGCUCAAAGGGGCAGGAUUUUCAGGAAUGAGCACUUUGGACCUGGUUUUAGAUCGAUCUACCGGAAGCGUCAAACUAGAGUCGUAUCCCGUUCUCUCGUCGACAGAGAAUAUUCGAGAAAUCAAUGAAAAUGUGCGCACAGUACAGUAUAGUAAGGAUGGCGGCUACUUUGGAUGGGCUACGAACGAGUGUGUCAAGAUUAUCAAUGCUGAUACGGGUGCGCUUGUCGGCGAAAUUAAUAAAAAGAAUGUCAUUGAUAUUGGAUUCUCACCAAAGGGAACAUAUUUGUCUACUUGGGAACGACCAGUUAAGAUCGAAGGUGACGCUUCCCCCCACAAGAACCUUGUCAUUUGGGACGUUGCUACGGGCAAUGAACUCAUAUCUUUUACACAGAAAAGCCAGAAUAAAUGGAAUGUUCAAUGGACGUCAGACGAGGCUUACUUUUGUCGUAUGGUUACAAACGAGAUCCACUUUUAUGAUAACACAAGAUUGUCAAAAGGCAUUCAUUCAAAGCUACGGUUGGAAAACGUAUCUGAUUUCGCAUUGUCGCCCGGUAAAAGCCCAGCAGUAGCUGCGUUUAUCCCCGAGAGAAAAGGGAGCCCAGCAGUUGUGCGCGUAUAUUCGAUAACGAACUUUAAUAAUGUCUUGGCACACAAGACUUUUUUCAAAGCUGAUAAAAUUCAAAUGAAAUGGAAUGCCCUCGGAACCAAUUUAUUAGUAUUGACGCAAACUGACUUUGACACGACCAAUAGAUCAUAUUAUGGAGAAACAAAUCUUUACUUUCUCUCGGUAGCCGGCAAUUAUGAUUGUCGUGUGGACCUCGACAAGAAGGGACCCAUCCACGACGUCACAUGGAGUCCUAACUCGAAGGAAUUCAUAGUAAUCUAUGGAUUCAUGCCUGCGAAAGUGACUCUCUUUGACCACCGUGCGAAUCCAGUUCAUGAAUUUGGCAUUAAUCCGCGAAACACUGCACAGUUCAAUCCUCAGGGACGACAUAUCCUUGUCAUUGUACAAGUUUCAAAUAGCAUAUUUAUUCCAGGCUUUGGUAAUCUCUCGGGAACGGUUGACGUUUGGGAUCGACAGACGUUAAAAAAGAUUAGCACAUUCGAAGCGCCGGAUACAUCAGAAUGCACGUGGUCGCCGGAUGGGAGACAUAUCCUGACAGCGACAUUGAGUCCGAGACUAAGAGUGGACAACGGAUAUAAAAUAUGGCAUUAUUCCGGUGGUUUAAUGCACACGAAAAGUGUGGAUGAGUUGUGGCAGGUUGUGUGGAGACCAGCAUCUGUUGAAUUGUAUCCGAUGAGAACGACCCUUUCGCCUCCACCAAAACCAAUUGACGAUGGAACUCAGAAUGCUGUUAAACCUCCACCCAAACCCGUUGGUGCUUACCGACCUCCACAUGCACGCGGAACGGCAACGCCACAGAUAUUCAAGCGUGAAGACGAAACGUCGAGCGGAUCUCAAUUAAAUAACAAGGCUCAGAAGCCUGCUAGCGCCGGUGAGAUAUCACCAAGUAAAUCAGCAGCAAAGAAUAAGAAGAAACGUGACGCAUUCAAGAAAAAAAGAGAGGAACAAGAGGAAGCAGUUACUAGUAGCAACGCACCCUCGACUGGAACUGUAAGCCCAAUUACGGCAACUCCUGCAAGUGCACAAACGGACGCGGAGAAGAAGAUUAAGGCGAUUACGAAGAAGCUCCGGCAAAUUACAGAAUUAAAAGAACGCUUAGCUAGAGGAGAUCAAUUAGAGCAAACGCAGAUUCAGAAGAUCUCUAACGAGGCGGCGUUGAUAAAAGAGUUGGAGCAACUAAAAAUUCAAAGUUAA